CCUCAUCGCUAGGAAUAUACGCCGUCCUAAAUACGAAUCCACUCCGAAUCGAUUCUAUUAAGCAUCUCCCCUUGCCAUGAUGGACUACCCUAACACAAUAAUAUUGGAUGGUGUCCAACUAGCUGAAACAAGGACUUUGUUGAUUAGUGGCAAGGAUAAAUUCCUUCAAGGGGCAUUGGGUCGCUUGGAAAGGCGAGCACACGAAUGGCUUACACAAGGACCAUGGUCAGUCGUGAAUAAGGUCAAACCUCCACCAAGUGGUGACAUACAUGAUUACACAAGCUUAGCGCCUUACUGGUGGCCAUCGCCCACAGCUGACGGAAGUCCAUAUGUCCGGCGCGAUGGAGAGAAGAAUCCAGAAGUAUACAACUAUAGCGACCGGCUAAACGCCGAGAAUGUGUUCACCGCCUCUUAUGAGUUGAGUCUCGCAUGGUUCUACACGUCUAACGAAUCCUAUUCGCGGCAUGCGGCCAACAUACUACGAACAUGGUUCAUCUCGCCUACCACCCGGAUGAACCCAAACUUAAAUCACGCUCAAGUGAUUCCCCAUGCUAAUAACGGUCGCUGUAUCGGAAUUAUAGACUUCUCACAAGGUUACACCAGCGUUAUUGAUGCGGCUAUACUUCUUGCCGGAGACUCAUCUGGACAGCCAGCACCGGGAUGGACAAGGGAGGACAUUGCCGGAUUCCAGAACUGGAACGUUGAGUUCCUCCACUGGCUAACAAACAGUAGUUUUGGACGUGAAGAAAGCGCCCAGCAGAAUAACCAUGGAACGUUCGCCGCGAUGCAGAAGGCGGCCAUCGCGAGAUUCGUUGGAAACCAUGAACAGGCGAAACGUGAGAUACUCAACAUUAGGGAGCGCAUCAAUGCUUCAAUUGCGUCAGAUGGAUCGCAGCCAGAGGAGCUGGAACGAACCCGCAGCUGGCAUUAUUCCAUUUUCAAUUUACUUGCCCUUACACGUAUUGCUGCUAUCGGGCAGAAGGUUGGAGUGGACCUUUGGUCGUACCAAGGUCCACAGGGGCAGAGUAUCACCAAAGCGAUUGAGUAUCUUAUCCCUGCUGCGAUUUCCAAGGCAACAUGGCAAGGCGCUGAAAAAGAAUUCCUCCCUUUUGCUGCGGCUGAUGUUUUACGCGCAGCAGCUGUUGCAGGGAGCGAGCUGGCGCGAAUAGCAGUGCCGAAAUUACUGCUACCUCCCGAUGAUAUCUGGGUAUUAAGGCCCGCACCUGAACAACUUGAUGCGGUGAGGCUGAAGUAA
This is a messenger RNA of Talaromyces proteolyticus, 1255 nucleotides long. Its product is annotated as alginate lyase-domain-containing protein. NCBI's taxonomy places the organism in Eukaryota, Fungi, Ascomycota, Eurotiomycetes, Eurotiales, Trichocomaceae. Gene Ontology annotation, molecular function: lyase activity. The coding region runs from base 77 to 1255 and encodes 392 amino acids. The record is from RefSeq and is a predicted model, not a curated record. Gene Ontology annotation, cellular component: periplasmic space. The transcript has a single exon.